AUGUUUUGCUUCACUGUAGUGAUGUUAGUUAGUGUUUUUGUUGAGUGCUUUUCAUCGUUGCCAGCGCAGAAUUCAGAAGAUUUUUUUAUUAAACGAAUCGUUAAAGAAUGUGUUACAUCAAACAGUCAAAUGUCUUGUUUUGCAAAUAAAGUGGCUAAAACAAUCGAAAGAUCUAUGGAAUGGGAUGUAACACUUUUUGAUGGAAUUAAACUCCUAAGAAACAACGAACGCAUAGACAAUGAAAACGAGUCGAGAAGUCAUUUGUUUGGCCCAAGUCGACUCAUGAAGGCUGUUAAAAUUUUUUUAAAUACUCAUUAUUUUGCUUUGGAUUUAACUGAGGAUGAGUCCACAAACGAACCUCGUGGUGGUGGAGGUGGUCUUGGCAGCGGAGGUGGAGGUGGAUUAGGAUUUAAUAGGCAAGCUCUGAAAAAAGAGGCAAAAUACAUGCAGUACGCUUUUAUGGUGCUCCUUGGGAUAUUUGGUUUAACGGGACCCAUAGUAAUGAAGACAUUGGCAGUAAUGGCAGCAAAAUCUUUAAUAGCAAGCAAAAUGGCUUUAAUUAUAGUAGGGUCGGUGGCUUUGAAGAAACUUUUCGAAAAAGACCAUCAUGAAAAGACAUCGGUUAAAGUUCAUACUAUUAACACCGACGAUGAUCAUGAUAGGAUUUAUGCACCGUAUAAAUCAUCAAAUUACUGGUCAUAUGCCCCAUAUAUUAAGUCAACAUGA
Molecule: messenger RNA, 726 nt
Organism: Zophobas morio
Lineage: Eukaryota; Metazoa; Arthropoda; Insecta; Coleoptera; Tenebrionidae
Exons: 1
Coding region: 1-726 (241 amino acids)
Cellular component (GO): membrane
Source: RefSeq, a predicted model, not a curated record